CUGUAAAGCAAUGACGGCUUAUGUCACUCUAGGUUUGCUCAGUUUCCUGCACAUGACAUUAAGCAAGGAGCUCUUUGUCCUCUCACGUGACUACAACAGGAAUCUACCACCGGUGAAAAAUAUGGAGGUUUCAAUAUCACUCUUCAUCAAUAGAGUGUCAGCUGUCGACGAGAGCAAAGAGGAAAUCUCCCUAGACGUGUUUCUACAAGUGUACUGGGUGGACCACAGAGUUAAUUUGACGUCAGAGGUGGAGACUGACCACAUAGAGCUGACCUGGAAGAAGGACCAGAGCUUCUGGGUGCCCGACCUCUACAUCAGGCAGCUGAGGGAGAUGAGGGUGCUCUCUCUAUUCCAGGAUAUGGCCUCUAUUAGGCUCUAUCGUAAUCAUACGAUGCGUGUUAGUAUAGGCCAGGGGCGCGACAUGUACAAGUAUCUGAAUGGGUUGUAUGAUUGUGAUGUAUUUGUUCAUUGUCAACCAGGUGCGAAGAUGAAGCACGUCAUUGAAAGAGGUCUGUGUUUCACUAAGGACUUAACCCGGUCUGACUGCGUCAUUGUUAUGGCGGGAACGAAUGAUUUCGGUAGACUUGAGCCGGGUCAUCUCACCGUAAUGCAGGGACUUGAUGUGAUUGAGGCUGCUGAUUUAAACACUAACAUACUGUUGUGUGCCAUUCCUUACCGCUACGAUUUGCCGUCCGUGAAUGACGACAUUUGCUUCGCCAACUCAGCUAUUCAAAAUCGACUUGUCAACUUUGAGGGAAGAUCGACAAUGAAAUUCUGUGGUGUUAGCAGUACGCUGACGCGUAAUUACUUCACGAAACAUGGACUGCACUACAGGAUCUCAGCUAAGAGACUGCUGGGAAGGUCGAUAAGCGAAUAUGUGAAAAAUACUCACAAUCAGAUUGUGAGUGAUCGUUCUGUGACUGUAGUAAAUGAAAUGCAGUUAAUACAGUCGGGCAUCCCGAGAGCGCCGGAUUCUCCUAUCUUUCGUCACAUGGAGUCCUGUCCUGUUACGCCAAACCCAAGCUGCUCUGAUGCUCCCCACACAUGUGUUGAUGUCAAUGUGAAUCCAAAUAAAUACACAGUGAACGACAUGAAAUUCAGAUGGCAAAACGACCCUCCGUUAAGUUUUCCUAGUGAUUUCAGCGCAGAAGGCUACAGACUGCCUAGAUAUGUCGUUUCCUUCGAAUCUCAAGAGGAUAUGCAUAUCAUCUAUUAUGGAGAAGGCAAUCACUCAACAGCCCGUAUGCUGAUUACAAUGAGCCGUGAGAUCAGAAGUCACCUGCUGGAGAGCUAUCUACCCAGUUCGCUGUUUGUUAUCAUAUCAUGGGGUAGUUUCGUGGUUAUGCCUGAGGUGGUACCGGGUCGUAUGGUGCUGUUAGUUACAACCCUUCUGUCACUUGUCACCAUGUUCGAUACUGUCAGAAACAACUCGCCAAGCGCCCUCGAGCUGAAAUGCAUCGAAGUGUGGCUAAUCUCUUGCACUCUUUUCGUCUUCCUUGCACUCAUGGAGUACUUCAUCGUCCUCUUCGGCAUCCGCUACGACAAGCACUGGCGACAGAAGAAACGCGACGACCUGGAGCGACGCACCGCCAACUUAACGGCGGUUAACGCCAGUGUAACGGCCGUUAACGCUAACAACAACAGCCAUCAUCACAAGGAAGCCGCGUCGCCAAACAGUCACGUGGUUAUUGCUGAGAGGGCCAAAUUGUUUCUGAACAGUCGGAUACAACCGCAUCAGUCAGGAGGAGGAGGAGGAGGAGGAGGAGGAGGAGGAGGAGGAGGUGGUGGAGGGGAGAACGCGGUAGGGGAACAUAAAACUGAUAUACCGCCCGAGUUACAACAGGACACCAGCCCAGAAACAGGAGACAAGAAAGGACCAGGAGAAAAUCUAGCUGCAAGAAGACGAUUUAAACUGGUCACAGAGCAUGUUCUGCUGUAUGCGGGAUCCCAGCGUGGCAUGAUGGACCAAGUAUCAUUGGGAUUGUUUCCGCUCUGCUUUGUCAUAUUCACUAUCAUCUACUGGGUCUCCUAUAUGACUGAGGCCAAACGUAGGGCUGAAGCCAGUCUGAUAGGACUGACCCAAAGAACGUUCACCGAGCCGACAAUGGAGCACCGUCGUAUGUGCAUCAUUUGAUCCACUGAUUUCGACUACAACCAAGAGCUACCCAUCGUUUUGUUUCUCUAGAACGAAGGAAAAGGGGAAAGUAAGUAAUUAAUGUUGUUAAAGAAAGAAGGAUAUUAAGUGAGAAAGUGCAAAGGAGAAAUGAAAUUGCGUGGUGGAGUAAGUAAGAAAAGUUAAAUGUUGUCGAAAAGAGAAAAAUAUAGUCUAGAGAGAGGAAGUGUAAAGGAAAGAGGAAAUGUUCAAAAAAAAGUUUUUUUGAGCUGAAUCCAAUGUGGAAUCAU
This is a messenger RNA of Nilaparvata lugens (brown planthopper), 2403 nucleotides long. RefSeq lists its product as uncharacterized. The coding region runs from base 11 to 2134 and encodes 707 amino acids. The transcript is spliced from 10 exons. Gene Ontology annotation, biological process: chloride transmembrane transport; chemical synaptic transmission; signal transduction. Gene Ontology annotation, cellular component: synapse; membrane; neuron projection. The record is from RefSeq and is a predicted model, not a curated record. Gene Ontology annotation, molecular function: chloride channel activity; extracellular ligand-gated monoatomic ion channel activity; neurotransmitter receptor activity. NCBI's taxonomy places the organism in Eukaryota, Metazoa, Arthropoda, Insecta, Hemiptera, Delphacidae.